This is a messenger RNA of Annulohypoxylon maeteangense, 1446 nucleotides long. RefSeq names its product GroES-like protein. Gene Ontology annotation, molecular function: oxidoreductase activity, acting on NAD(P)H. Lineage: Eukaryota; Fungi; Ascomycota; Sordariomycetes; Xylariales; Hypoxylaceae. The coding region runs from base 293 to 1309 and encodes 338 amino acids. The transcript has a single exon. The record is from RefSeq and is a predicted model, not a curated record.
AUGCUCUAUGGCCUUGCUGUGCCACCCGUUGACUUGGAAUGGCAUAUCGACACUCUUCGUCCGGUCCCGUCGGGCUGUCUAUGCCGCCGCUCUAGCAACCAGGUAUGUCGUAAAAUUCAUGCCAGAACAACAGAAUAAAUGAUUCAUUAUAAAAUGCGACAAGGACGAUAUUCUAGGACUCAUUAACAUACCUCAGUUUUAAAGCAGUGCAACUUGAACGCUUAACUCUCUAUAGCCUUCAACUUUAAAUUUAGACUCAAUUACAAUCACAUCAACGAAAACCAACUCUAAGAUGGCCCCCGUCAACAAAGCUGUAUUUAUCACUGAGCCCAAAGCUUACCCGCUGAAGGUUGAAUCAACUCCGUAUCCAACUGCUGGCGAUGGCGAGAUCGUUAUCAAGGUCGCUGCCGCCGCCUUCAACCCCGUGGAUUGGUUCAUCCAGAUCAUGGGAAAAGAUCUGUUUGACUGGCUUCAAUACCCAUUUGUUGGGGGGAACGACAUGGCCGGCACAGUAGUGGAGGUUGGUCCCAACGCCAGCAAAUUUAAGAUCGGCGAUCGCGUGCUUGGGCUUGCAGGUGGCUUCGAAGCUCGAUUCGGCGCUUUCCAGCAUUACGCCACCCUCAAUAUCAAGACCGUCACGCCCAUCCCAGCCGACUUAGACUUUACCGAAGCUGCUGUUGUGCCUCUCGGAUUAGCCACGGCGGCAUGUGCCCUCUACCAGAAAGAUUUCCUAGCACUCGACCCUCCGAGCCUCAGUCCGAAGCCAAACGGCAAGACACUGCUUAUCUGGGCGGGUGCCUCGAGCGUCGGAACCAACGCCAUCCAAUUAGCCGUGGCUUCCGGCUACGAGGUAUACACGACCUCGUCGCCUAAGAACUUCGACUACUGCAAGCAACUCGGCGCUGCGCGUGUCUUCGAUUACCACAGCCCGACCAUUACCGAAGACCUCAUAGAAGCCUUCAAAGGCAAGACAUGCGCCGGCGGGGUUGUCGUCCAUCGAGGCUCGGACAAGAUCGUGUUCGAAGUAGUCAGGAAAAGUGAAGGCGACAAAUUCGUAGCGUGCGCAUCGCCGCCCGGUGACAUUCCAGAGGGCAUCCAGGCCAAGAUGGUGUUUGCGGGCACGCUCAGGGACAACGAGGUCGGGUCUCUAAUUUUCGACAAAUUCCUCCCCGAAGCUCUAUCCCAGAAGAAGUACCGAUGCCUUCCAAAGCCGUUGAUUGUUGGUCAUGGUCUAGAGCAUGUUCAAGCUGCGUUUGACCAGGGAAAAGCUGGUGGCGUAUCCGCUCAGAAGCUAGUUGUUACGCUAUGAGGGGGGAAAGUUCGCUAAGGGAAGGCCCAAGCGCCCUGGCGGACCCCCUAAACCCGCUGAAAGGGGCACCUAGUAGCGCCGGCCGCUUUCUGCUGUAGACUAAGGAGAUUUUUGAUUAAUAUAGAAAAUUCACUCAA